This is a messenger RNA of Andrographis paniculata, 644 nucleotides long. Its product is annotated as VQ motif-containing protein 29-like. The transcript has a single exon. The record is from RefSeq and is a predicted model, not a curated record. Bases 113 to 529 code for a protein of 138 amino acids. NCBI's taxonomy places the organism in Eukaryota, Viridiplantae, Streptophyta, Magnoliopsida, Lamiales, Acanthaceae.
UGCACUAUAUAUACAUAUACAUGUAUCUAUAUUUCCCCCAAAUUCUAGGGUUUCUGCAUAUUACAAAAUAUUCUCAAAAUCAAUUCAAUUUUCAAUUCCAUAUAUAUUCACGAUGGACUCUUCGUAUCUUUAUGGCAAUUAUCAAUACCGCCGGAAACUGAAAACCGCCGGAAAUCCGGCGCCGGCGUACCGAGCGGCGCUCCGUUCGAUCGGCAAGUUUCCGGCGAAGAAUGUUAUUAGGAAGAAGCCGAUAGCUCCUAUGCCGGCGAAGCCGCAGAAGGUGUACAAGGUGGAUCCGGUGGAUUUCAAGGAGGUUGUUCAGAAGCUCACCGGGGCGGAGGAGUUUAUUCCGAUGAGAUUGCAGGAGGUGGCGCCGCCGCCUCUCCGCCUGAGGAAAUUGGGAUUUGAUACGUUUGGUGCAGUGAGCCCCUUAGGGUUUGAUUUAUCUCCGGCGUCGAUUGCGUGGUGUUCGACGGUUCUGAUGAGUCCUGGAACAGGUGCUUCCAUGGAACCAAGUGCUGUUGUUUGAUUAGGGUUUAUUUUUGUUGAAGAUAUAAAUUUGAAAUUUCAUGAUUAAUUAAUUAAUUUUUUUUUUGUCUUGUUCUAAAAUAAUAGUUUCAUUUUCAUAAAUAAUUAUAUCACUA